Molecule: messenger RNA, 838 nt
Organism: Daktulosphaira vitifoliae (grape phylloxera)
Lineage: Eukaryota; Metazoa; Arthropoda; Insecta; Hemiptera; Phylloxeridae
Gene: COX5A
Product: cytochrome c oxidase subunit 5A, mitochondrial
Exons: 3
Coding region: 117-584 (155 amino acids)
Biological process (GO): mitochondrial electron transport, cytochrome c to oxygen
Cellular component (GO): mitochondrial inner membrane
Source: RefSeq, a predicted model, not a curated record
UAGAAAUAUACUAUCUUGAGCAUCAAGGGUGAAUACACGCUGAACUUUAAUUAGUUUCGUAGUGCAACCUAAGUGUUCUUUUACUAAAAAUUUAAAAAAUUAUCUAAUCUUUUAAAAUGUUUAUAUCUGUAAUAAGGGCUUGUACUCAAGUAUCCCGGGGUGCAAUCGCUAUGAGACAUUCUGGAAUAAAACCAGUCAUGGCUAUUUCUGUCAGAAACAUGUCAGAACACAAAGAGGAAAGUGAUGAAGAAUUUUACUCAAGGUAUGAAGCUUAUUUCAACCGUAAUGAUAUUGAUGGUUGGGAAGCUAGGAAAGCAAUGAAUGAUCUUGCCGGGCAAGAUGCUGUUGCUGAUCCUAAGGUUAUUAUUGCUGCAUUAAAAGCAUGUCGCCGUUUAAAUGAUUAUGCAAUGGCAAUAAGAUUUUUAGAAAGUAUAAGGAUUAAAAGUCAAAUUGAUAGUAAAAUUUAUCCAUACAUUUUACAAGAAAUUUCUCCAACUCUUGAAGAAUUGGGCAUUGAAACACCUGAAGCUUUAGGAUAUGACAAGCCAGAAUUAGCGUUAGAAGAUGUUGACCACAUUUAUUAAUUAAUAUGUUAUUAUGCUGGUUAUAAUUAUUCCAGUAAACAGAGUUUUUUUUUUAAGUAUCUUAUUCUGAAAAAAUGAACAUCAAAUAUUUGUAGUUAUCAUUUAACCACCUUAAAUGAACUAAGGAUAAUUAAUGUUAUAUUAAUUAAAAAUUUUUUUCUGAAUUAUUUUCCUUGGUUUUUAUGUUUAUUAAUUCAUAUGCUUUUUAAAAAUAAAAAUAGAUACACAUAAUGUUUCAUUAUUUUAAGCUAUAA